UGUCACCUUAUCCACUAUCCCUGUGUUCUAUCCUACACCACUUACAACUUCCAAGUUUUGGUUCGAACUUAGACCAAACUAAGCAGCAGCAGCGGCAUCAUUACAGUCCCUGCCUGCCAAUGACUACAGCAAGAGCCUCUACUUUCUUCACCUUCACUUACUCGCCUAAACCGAACCAAACGUACCCAGUAUAUCCCGCUCAGAGAGCAGGGUAUGCGGAUUUAGCAUACUCUCCUCUCUUGCUCAAGCACCACACACAUACCAAACUCCAAUGCAUUUCCAAGUCUAUAGAUGUCAAAGAAGAGACCACACCUCCCGUUUCACAGGAUGAUCCCACGCCACUAGAAAUCGAACAACAACAAGAACAAGAGGAGUUAGAGUUACAGAGCCUUGAUAAGCGUCGUGAGGAGAAGUUUGCGGUGCUGAACACAGGAAUAUCAGAGUGCAGGUCAUGUGGAUACCUUUAUGACCAGGCUGCUGGUGAUCCCUCGUAUCCGAUACCUCCCGGGUUUUCAUUUGACAAACUCCCUGAGGAUUGGAGGUGUCCAACAUGUGGAGCAGCCCAGAGUUUCUUUGAGAACAAGAGUGUUGAGAUUGCAGGGUUUGCUGAGAAUCAACAGUUUGGAUUGGGUGGUAAUACAUUGACAUCUGGCCAAAAGGCCUUGCUCAUAUAUGGCAGCUUGUUAUUUGCAUUUGUUUUGUUUCUUUCUGGCUACUUUCUUCAAUAGUAGUUGUAUCUGUUUGUAACAGCUUCAAUUGGUACUUGAUUAUAUGUUGUUUAUAUGAAUUUUGAGAUGAGAGAUCAUAUAUCAUUGCUAUAUUCUACA
Messenger RNA from Daucus carota subsp. sativus, 827 nucleotides. RefSeq lists its product as uncharacterized. Gene Ontology annotation, cellular component: chloroplast. NCBI's taxonomy places the organism in Eukaryota, Viridiplantae, Streptophyta, Magnoliopsida, Apiales, Apiaceae. The transcript has a single exon. The record is from RefSeq and is a predicted model, not a curated record. Gene Ontology annotation, biological process: alkane catabolic process. The coding region runs from base 120 to 728 and encodes 202 amino acids. Gene Ontology annotation, molecular function: iron ion binding; electron transfer activity.